AUGGUUGAGUGGAAACAAGAAGAAAAAGCGCAAAUUGACGUGCUAAUCAAUGCUGUGAGGCAUGGCGUGAGAACGCCGGUUUUGAGAACACCCGACUCAGUUGGUUUGAAGUAUGAGGACAUUUACUUUCCUUCCCAAGAUGGUGUCCCUAUCGAAGGUUGGUUUAUUCCUGGCAAAGCUGACCGUUUGAUUAUAUGUAAUCACUUCUGGCCAGGUAACCGUUAUGGCUACGCUGGACAAUUGGAGGGGCUCGGUGGCUUUGGUGGUUUCGAAGUGAAUUUCUUAAACUAUUACAAGCACCUCCAUGAUGCUGGAUACAGUAUAUUGACUUAUGAUUUCAGAAACCAUGGCCUCAGCGGUGAAGGCAAUGGUUCCACCUUUGCCUUGGGUUUUUUUGAGUACCGUGAUGUUAUCGGAUCAAUCCGCUACGCAAACUCAAGACCUGACACCAAAAAUAUGCAGAAAGCGCUUAUGUCUAUCUGUAUGGGAUGCAACUCCUCUAUUAUUGGUAUGCACAAGCAGCCAGAGGAGUUCAAGGAUAUCAAAUGUAUGUUAGGGUUACAGCCAGUGUCAGCUCGGCCCUUCUUGACAAAAUCAAUUGGAGCUAUGAAUUUCAGCAAGCCUGUAGACGAAAUUCUCGAGUACUUUGACAAAGAGCUUAUUCUUGGCACAAGUAGAGGAAUCGAUGACUUGACUCCUAUUCCUUAUGCCAAAAGUGUCAAAGUUCCAACCAAGAUCUUCCAGUUGCACCGGGAUUACCGUUCUGAUCCUAGUGAUGUUCAAGCAAUUUAUGACGCCCUUGGUUGCAAAGACAAGGAGCUUUAUUGGAUUGAAGGCGAAACUGAACGUUUCACCGCCUAUAAUUACUUUGGAAAAGAUCCUAAGCUUAUGCUUGAUUGGUUUGAUCGUCACUUCGAUUGA
Molecule: messenger RNA, 921 nt
Organism: Priceomyces carsonii
Lineage: Eukaryota; Fungi; Ascomycota; Pichiomycetes; Serinales; Debaryomycetaceae
Product: alpha/beta hydrolase family protein
Exons: 1
Coding region: 1-921 (306 amino acids)
Source: RefSeq, a predicted model, not a curated record